UAAUAUAUAUUAUCUCUUUAUCCACUAACAAACAUUGGUCAUUCUAUAUAUUACUUAAUGAACAGAAAAAUGGCAGGUGAAAAGCAGCAAAAACAUUUUGUUCUAGUACAUGGUGCAUGUCAUGGAGCUUGGUGCUGGUACAAGCUACAAUCGUUGCUAGAGGCAGAGGGUCACCGCGUCACGGCGAUUGAUCUCGGGGCCUCUGGUAUCAACCCGAAAAAACUAGAUGAGCUUCGCACAUUUGCCGACUAUACACAGCCAUUGUUCGACGUAAUGGAGUCAAUUCCGCCCGAUGAAAAGAUAGUUCUAGUUGGACAUAGUCUUGGUGGCAUGAACAUGGCAUUUGCAAUGGAGAAAUACCCUCAAAAGAUUUCUGUUGCUGUUUUUAUUGCGGCUAUGAUGCCUGAUACUGUACAUACGCCAAUCUAUUUUUUCGAACAGGUGUUAGAAGGAAUUACGAACGAAGAUAUUUUGGACAAUCAAUUCAUACCUAUUGGUAGACCGGAAGAACAUGGCAUGUCAAUGCUCUUUGGUCCGCUGUUCACAUCAUCCAAACUAUAUCAACUCUGUCCUCCUGAGGAUGUGGUGUUAGCAAAAGAUUUGAUGAGGCCAAUCUCUAAUUUUUGGGAUGAUUUGUCGAAUAAGGGCGCAUUUUCCAAUGAGAAGUAUGGAUCUGUAAAGCGAGCUUAUAUCAUACCUGACGAAGAUAAAACUUUAAAAGUAGAGUACCAACGCUGGCAAAUUAAAAAUGUUGGAGCCUCAAUGGUUAUAGAGAUGAAAUAUGCUGACCACAUGGCAAUGAUCUCAAAACCCCAUGAACUUUGUCAACAUUUAUUGGAUAUAGCUUGGGAUGGCAAAGGGCCUCGUCUCCGCCCAGCCAAGGAUUUUAUCAUCUCGUUCCCGCCCCAAUUUCCUCUUAAGGCAGGAUGGAACGAGGCUGAACGAGGUGAUCGUCAUGUUUACAACCUCAUUUAUAUAUUAUCAUUUUUAUUAUCUUUAUCUUUAUCUUUAUCUUUAUUUUUAGUUUUAUUUUUAUUUAAAUUCUAGGGGGAUUUGAGAAUUGGGAUUGGGUAAUCGAUUAUGAUGUGCUAAAGGUUAUUCUAAACUAAUGAAUCAGUCCCAUUUCCAUCUUCAUCCCCUAUAUAGAACAAGCAAUUUAAGUUUUGUGUUGUAAUAAGUAUUGAGGCCUAUAAAGCCUUCAGUUGUAAGUUUCUUUGUCGUGGAUUAGUUCAUUCCGAUUGUAACUCGUCUAUAUUAUAUUAUUUUGCUUUGGGAGAGAUGUUCCAUGA
Olea europaea var. sylvestris is the source of this 1289-nucleotide messenger RNA. RefSeq names its product salicylic acid-binding protein 2-like. Gene Ontology annotation, molecular function: methyl jasmonate esterase activity; methyl salicylate esterase activity; methyl indole-3-acetate esterase activity. The coding region runs from base 58 to 1047 and encodes 329 amino acids. The record is from RefSeq and is a predicted model, not a curated record. NCBI's taxonomy places the organism in Eukaryota, Viridiplantae, Streptophyta, Magnoliopsida, Lamiales, Oleaceae. The transcript is spliced from 3 exons. Gene Ontology annotation, biological process: salicylic acid metabolic process; jasmonic acid metabolic process.